Messenger RNA from Sugiyamaella lignohabitans, 876 nucleotides. It is a transcript of the gene SPS19, whose product is annotated as Sps19p. Lineage: Eukaryota; Fungi; Ascomycota; Dipodascomycetes; Dipodascales; Trichomonascaceae. The coding region runs from base 1 to 876 and encodes 291 amino acids. Gene Ontology annotation, molecular function: 2,4-dienoyl-CoA reductase (NADPH) activity. Gene Ontology annotation, biological process: fatty acid catabolic process. The record is from RefSeq and is a predicted model, not a curated record. The transcript has a single exon.
AUGCCUAAUACUCUCGGUCAAUCUUACCUUCAAACUUCACCUUGGAAGAAGAAUCUUUUCGACGGCAAAGUUGUCUUUGUCACAGGUGGUGCUGGAAGUAUCUGUCGUGUAGAAGUCGAGGCUCUGGUACUUCUUGGAGCCAAUGCUGCUAUUAUUGGUCGACGUAAGGAUGUGACUGAAAAGGCAGCAGAGGAGAUUGGUCAACUCCGACCUGGCGCCAAAGUCAUUGGUAUUGGCGGUGUGGAUGUGAGAGACGUGAAAUCUUUGGCAAGUGCUGUUGAUACUACUGUCGGUCAACUUGGCAGAAUCGAUUUUGUCAUUGCUGGAGCUGCUGGUAACUUCCUGGCUAACGUUGCUAAUCUAUCAGCCAAUGCUUUUAAGACAGUUGUUGACAUUGAUCUGCUCGGUUCCUACAAUACUUUCAAGGCCACUUUUGACGAAUUGCGCAAGAACAAGGGUCAUAUCAUCUUUAUUUCUGCUACUUUACAUUAUACCGGCUUGCCAAUGCAAGUGCAUGCUUCUGCUGCCAAGGCCGGCGUGGACUCAUUAAUGCGAACUUUGGCUGUCGAGUUGGGUCCUCUUGGAAUCCGUUCGAAUGCUAUUGCCCCUGGCCCAAUUGCUGGAACUGAAGGAAUGGACCGUUUGAGCGGAAAGAACGACCCAAACAGAUUCAAUAGAAUUCCUCUUCAAAGAUACGGAACUACCACCGAGAUUGCUGAUGCCACUGUCUACCUAUUUUCGGACGCUUCUAGUUAUAUCACCGGUACUGUCACUGUGGUUGACGGUGGAAGCUGGCAAACCGGAUCCGUCACCGCGUCCUCGGCCAUGUAUCCCACCAAAAUCACUGAACUCAACAGCAAGACUGCCAAGUUGUAA